Molecule: messenger RNA, 3728 nt
Organism: Numida meleagris (helmeted guineafowl)
Lineage: Eukaryota; Metazoa; Chordata; Aves; Galliformes; Numididae
Gene: C14H12orf43
Product: chromosome 14 C12orf43 homolog
Exons: 6
Coding region: 1672-2544 (290 amino acids)
Biological process (GO): negative regulation of Wnt signaling pathway; Spemann organizer formation; Wnt signaling pathway
Source: RefSeq, a predicted model, not a curated record
UCCCUCUGAAACGAGCGCGGGCUGCGCGUCAUCCGCGGCGGCGAAUGUCUGGGCCGAGCGGAGGAGAAAGGAAAGCGGCGGCCGCGAGGGAAGCGUUGCACAAAGGUUGAGCGCUGAGCGGGAGCAUCUCCGGGAGGGGAGCGAAGAGCCUCGCGCAGAUACUUGUUUACUCAGCUGUGGGAAACCAAGGAGGAGAGGACGGGCCCGGGGCCUGAGGAGCUGCCGGAGCGGAGGGAGCCGCCGAUGCUCCGGGGCUCGGAUCAGAUCCCUGCCGCGGGGAACCCGCUGCCCCUGGUUGCACCGCGGCUGUGCGCUGCGCCGGGCGGAACGGCCGGGCCCUGAGCCGAACCCUAGCGCCGUGCCGCUAGAGCUAAGGGAGCGAAGGUAAUCGGGGGGGGAUUAAGGCCAAAGGAGCCUUUCUCAGAGAGCAGGGAUGCUGACCGAGACCUGCCCGCUGCCGGAGGCGGCCCGGGACCGCGCGGGUCUCACGGGCACGUUCAGAUGUGCCGGCUGCGAAUCGCUCAGUGUAAAAGCACGCGGUGCCGAGCCUCCAGCAGCGCUUCGGCUUGGUAAAGCCUAUAUCCAGUCAUCAGCAGCGCUGCCACAACUGCCAUGCACUUGGUGUGCUGCACUGGGAAACUUGCAGCUGAGGUGCAGAGAGCCAGCGUCCAAAAGUGGCAGUGCCUGUGCCUCGGGCAAGCUGUCCCACCAGCACUACUUGUGUGUUUGCUGCCUACGAACGCUUCCCUAACCAAGGCAACAAAGCAGCGUGGCUUGGCACAGCUUCAGCACGUGAGCAAAAAUUUGGCAUCUCAAUGUCGUGUCAAAUGGGCGAGAAGUAAACGAGACCCCAACGGUGUAAAUGUACCCCCAGAUGCUGACUAAAACAAGGAUGAGCUUCUGAAAGUUGGACCAGCUUAGACUAGCCACCGUGUAAGUCUACAGUCACAGGCACUUCAGUGUAAAAAGAAAGAAGUUUUGGGUGUUACAAUCACCAGAGUGAGAGCAAUGCUGCGAAUAGCCUUUAUUGUUUGAGUAUUUUAUGGUAACAAAAGCAGCCUGGAAAGAAGCACUGCUGUAUUCAACACAGCCAGGGAACACUUUCAGCCCCCAGUGUUCAUUGUAACUCUUUAUGUCUGAUGUCUCUGGAGAAUUAAAUAUAAUUAUGAAUUCCAUAAUUAAUCGUAUUUAUAUCAUUAAUAUAAUUACGAGCUCCAUCUAUUUAUGCUAUGUAUAGAUGAAGAAUCCAAACCCCUGAAUUUCACGUCAGCGUUUUUCUCAUCAAGUCUCUGUCAAAUCAAGUAUUUUCAACCUAACGGUAUCUUAAUUCCGCAUUAAAUCACAUUUGGGAAUGCUCUUCCUUGAAAUGGCCGUGCAGGAGUUCCCAUUUACCUGUGGCUAUUUGCCUUUGUCCCACAAGAAGAGCUGUUUCCAAGACCUCCUGCUCGCUGCAGUUUUCCGUUUCCAACGCGCUACCAGCGAGCUGGGGAAGCCCGUUUCUCACAGCAUCUCGCCGUUCCGCGUGCCGCACCCCCGCUGCCUGCAGUUCCUCGCACCUCGCGUUCAUUCCGAGCCCUUCUCCCCGGGUCCCGGUGCGAGCGGUCCCGCAGGGCCGGGUGCCCGCCGCGGCCAUCUCGUGGGGUCCCGUGCUGCGGGACUACAUCUCCCGGCAUGCCCCGCGGCCGGCAGGCGCUGCGCGGUUGGACUACAGCUCCCGACGUGCUCCGCGGCCCGCGCGGCUCCAAGAUGGCGGCGCCCAGGGACGGUCGGGCCUCGGACAGCGGCUCGGACUCGGAGAGCAGCGGCGAAGCGGCAGCGCGGUUCCGGGAGGCGGCCUGGGACUACGCGAAGCAGCAGGCGGCGGUGCGGGCGGAGCCGCGAGGCGGUGGCUUCACAAAGGAUCAGCGCCUGGAUGCUCGGCCCAGCCUAAGACGUGAGGUGAAUGGCCAUGAUGAGGAUGGAAAUGAGCUACAGACCACACCGGAGUUCAGAGCACACGUUGCAAAGAAACUGGGAGCAAUGCUAGACAGUUUCAUCACUGUCUUGAAGGAUUCAUCAGGGCCUUCACCAACUUGCGUGCAGCAGUCUGGCUGUGGAGAUGAUGGUUUUCGCCUCUUCUCCUCCUCUGUCCCAGGAGACUGUGGGCAAUCAGAGCAUAGCCCUGCCCCAAGGAGGAGACGGCCACCUAGUUCCAGUGACUCAGACAGUGAGCAAGAGUGGCAGAAGUACCAGGAGGCUGCUGUGUCAGCAGCAGACAUUCUGAAGCAAAGUGCUUUUCCUGCAGUGUCCCAGGAUUCCAGCCAGAAUCUGUGUCAGGGUUAUGUAGAGCGCAGACAGAAGAAAAAAAAGAAGAAGAAAAUUAAGGGAGAGAACAAAACUGAGGAGAAAAUAAUAGACCCAGCAGAGUGUGACCAGAUCAGCAAAGAUUUGCCACAGUUGGUUUCUGCAAACGGACAGCACAAGAGACAGGGCAGCAAUCAUACAGAUAACACAGUGUCACCAGGAGCUGUGAAGAAGAAGAAAAAGAAGAAAGAAAGAGAAUAAAGAUUUUGCUCUGCAAACGAGCAGGUGAUUGUGAUGAAUGAAGGAUGCUGGAAAAAAGCUAACAGAGUUGCUGCAGAUGAGGGAGAACUAAUGGGCAAAGCUUUUGUUCUAAAAGCUCCGUGGCCUGAGAGUCUAAUUAAAGCGACUUCCUAUGUUGUUGGCCUCCCUUGGGGAAGGGAACAUUUUUCUCCUAGCACAGCAGUUAUCUGUGCUGCUGCUUGUGCAGUCCUAGCGCAAAAGGAUUAAAUACUGUACACAGAGCAGUGUGGCAGGGAGGUGUAAUCAUAGCUGCGUCCCUUCUGAUCUGUUCUCUCACAUCCUGAAACCAAAGCUUGUCUCCUGGAGAAAGCAUAUGAUGAAUUGAAUUUGGUUUACAUGGCAACAGGUGGCCAACUUCUUUUUCACUUUGAUUUGCCUGUGGUAGACUCAUUUAUCAGAAAGCAUCCUGGCAGAUGUUAGUCCCUGCCCACCUCCCCCCCCCCUUUUUUUCCCCUCUGUGAUUAUCGUAACAAUCUGCUGUUGAAACCUGCCAUGUUACUGAUCCCUCUGUAGCCUGCACCACUCCAGGGUCCCUGCAUAUAAACAAAGAUAAUGCAGUGAGCUUAUUUUGAGGUGGUUAAAAGUAGGCAGUUCUGCUGUGUCCUUUGAAAUUUCUCUUGUAGCGUUUUCUCUGCUGUUUUUUUGUUAUUAAAUUCUUACACACUAUUAGUCUUAUUUAAUUUGGCAGGUUUGUAGGACAGCGGCUUUCUUGCUGUGCUAAAUAGCUCCCCCAGCAGAGACAAAAAGGGCUGAAGAUGGCUUGUCAUUUGAUUGAUGAUCAAUGCUGUGAAACUAUUACAGGAAAUACUUAAAUCUCAGUUGCUGAGUUUCAGAUCUUGUUGUGGUUGGCUAUGACUUUUGUCUGUGAAAUACAGUGGGUUUGGGUACUUUUUAGUAUGGCUCUUAAUCUGUUUGUUUCAGCUCCGGUUUUUCAAGAAACAACCUGUUAUUUGGAUCAAUACUCUGCUUCUGUUGAGUUUCAGUAGGUCUAAUUCACUGGCUCUAUUCAGGAGACCUAAAAGCUGGAUUAGAGAAACCAAAAUAGUGAGCUGAUGCUCUUUGAACACAGGGAGAAAACAAGCUGUUUCCCUUCCUCCUGUAAGAUCCUUGCUGUUUGACAGUAGGCAUCCAAAAAAAAAAAAAAA